Molecule: messenger RNA, 1173 nt
Organism: Trypanosoma cruzi
Lineage: Eukaryota; Euglenozoa; Kinetoplastea; Trypanosomatida; Trypanosomatidae
Product: beta galactofuranosyl glycosyltransferase, putative
Exons: 1
Source: RefSeq, a predicted model, not a curated record
AUGUGGUAUUACAGAUGGCACCCUGGACUGUUGUGUUCCGCCAUCCUUUUUUUUUUUACUGGAUGUAUGAGAGCUUUGCAUGAUGCGGCGAGAACUGCGUUUGUUACUGUGCCAUUGGCCUCUUUUUUUCUUUUAGCCGUUUUUACUUUUGUUGCCUAUUUCAUUACUGGUCAUGUUGGGACUCCUGCGUGCUCCGUGCCUCCACUUCACUCACCAAAUGGAGGUGCAUGGCCAUUGCGCUGGAAGGAGUCUUUUUUUUUUUCACAUCCACGGAGAACCAUCAUUGAGCACAUUUUUCUUUUGUACUUCUUUUGCUUUCUUUCAGGAGAUGCUCCCUUGGCUUUGCCUCCAACGGGAUAUGCGCAGAGUUACACGCGCUUUAGAAACCGAAGCCACGAGCCUUUUUGGAAAGGGUGCUUUAUCUCUUUUCCAACAUUAAAUUUGUUGUCCAUGUUGAUGUUUUUGGUGGCGGGAGGGUGGAGCCCCUACUUGGCGACGAUCCCACGUAUGGUUUGGUGGUGGUCCGACCAGGGCGGACUAUAUCCACUGCGUCGGGGAAAGGCUUCUGGUGGAUCGAACGACACGGCGGCUGGGGGAAAUAAUAACGGGACGGUCGCUAUCCCGUUGAUGGUGGUCCCGCUGAUGCUCGAUCUGAUGGAAUUUCGGAGGAUGAUGUGCAACAUCAGUGUGCCCAUCCGGCUGUUGGUUUUGGUGCAGAACGGGCGGGAGGCGAUGCUGUCGUUGUGCCUGCAGGAACUCGAGAGGGUCUAUGGGUGGUCCGGACGCCUGGUUGUGAGUCGUCACCCGGAAAACAUCGGGUACAGCGCUGCGGUGAACAUCGGGUUACGACUUGCACUCUCGCUGCCGCGCGAGGAAGUGCCUUUUGUUUUUGUGGCAAACAGCGACGUAAUGUUUUCACCCGAUCUUCUUCCCAACCCUCUACGCGAUGUGCAUGAAAUGACGAGGCAUGAUGCCGCUCGCAUGGAUGAGUUGGCGGCGGAAGUGGCGAAUGAGCCGAGCGAGUACAGUCCCGUUUUGCGACGGGGCUUGAGGGUGCUGCGCUCCACGGUGAAUGAUGACCGAUUGUCGACGUCUGCGCUGCUGCCUGACCGCGUUCGUUAUGCUUCUGUGAAGAAGCGUGAAAAGGCAUUUUCGAAACAUUACGGGCACUUC